Molecule: messenger RNA, 1488 nt
Organism: Paramacrobiotus metropolitanus
Lineage: Eukaryota; Metazoa; Tardigrada; Eutardigrada; Parachela; Macrobiotidae
Product: 60S ribosomal protein L3-like
Exons: 8
Coding region: 136-1344 (402 amino acids)
Biological process (GO): ribosomal large subunit assembly; translation
Cellular component (GO): cytosolic large ribosomal subunit; ribosome
Molecular function (GO): RNA binding; structural constituent of ribosome
Source: RefSeq, a predicted model, not a curated record
CGUGCAUUGGCGAGUCGGCGACCCGUUUCAUUCGUGUCUGGUUUCGGUUUCUUGAGUUAUUCUAGAUUUCAUAGUUUCCAUCCAAUUCUUCUCGAAGCCGAACUGUAAAUAUAUAUAGGAAGAUCUUUGUAUAAAAUGUCCCACCGUAAGUUUUCCGCACCACGCCAUGGUAGCAUGGGAUUCGCUCCCAAGCGCCGGGCACGUAAGAUCCGUGGGCGCGUCAAGGCGUUCCCCAAAGAUGACCAGAAAAAGCCUAUCCAUCUGACCGCUUUCCUGGGUUUCAAAGCGGGCAUGUCGCAUGUUGUGCGUGAAGUGGAAAAGCCCGGUUCAAAGGUGCACAAGAAGGAGGUUGUUGAUGCCGUGACCAUCUUGGAGACCCCGCCGAUGAUCGUUGUCGGUGUUGUCGGCUACAUCGACACUCCCAAGGGUCUUCGCAAAUUCAAGACCGUCUUUGCUGAGCAUCUGAGUGAUGACUGCCGUCGACGAUUUUAUAAGAACUGGUUCCGUGCUAAGCGCAAGGCUUUCACGCGCUACGCCAAGAAAUGGGCCGACAAGGAAGGCAAAGCCGAUAUUGAACGGGAUCUGGCUAAAAUGAAGAAGUACUGCUCGGUCAUCCGCAUCAUCGCCCAUACCCAGCAAAAACUGCUGAAGAAACGCCAAAAGAAAGCCCACAUCAUGGAGAUCCAGUUGAAUGGUGGCACGAUACCGCAGAAAGUUGAUUGGGCGCGCGAGCAUUUCGAGAAAUCUAUUUCGAUUACUGAUGUCAUCGCUGAGGAUGAGAUGAUUGAUAUCAUCGGUGUAACGAAGGGACACGGACGAAAGGGUGUCACAUCACGUUGGCAUACGAAGAAGUUGCCGCGCAAGACUCAUAAAGGUCUGCGCAAAGUGGCUUGUAUCGGCGCAUGGCAUCCGGCCCGCGUCAGCAUCUACGUGGCACGUGCUGGUCAGAAAGGCUUCUUCCACCGCACUGAAAUCAACAAGAAAGUGUACAAAAUCGGGAAAGGCAUCUUCCAAGACGGCAAGAUCAAUACGGACACCUUUAACGCCAGCACGGCCGCCGAUAUGACAAAGAAGAAUAUUACUCCCAUGGGCGGAUUCAAACAUUAUGGUGAAGUAAACCAUGAUUACAUCAUGCUGAAAGGAUGCGUCAUGGGUCCCCGAAAACGGGUUAUUACAAUUCGAAAGUCCCUCUUGGUGCAAACCAAACGUGCGGCCCUGGAAAAAAUCAACAUCAAAUUCAUCGAUACAUCGUCCAAAUUCGGGCAUGGUCGUUUCCAGACAGCCGAAGAAAAGGCUUCUUUCAUGGGUCCUCUCAAGAAGGACAAAGUCAAGCCCAAGGGAUAAUACUUUCGGUGCUGCGGCUUUUUAUUUCUUGAUUUUGGUGCUAAAUUGAAAUUAAAUUCCUUCAAAUAUAACGGGGGCGUACGUAACUUUAUUUCUACACCCAGACAUAACACAACCAAAUACAGAAAUUUCAAACGUGUAAAA